Molecule: messenger RNA, 2464 nt
Organism: Leptopilina boulardi
Lineage: Eukaryota; Metazoa; Arthropoda; Insecta; Hymenoptera; Figitidae
Gene: Ctps
Product: CTP synthase 1
Exons: 11
Coding region: 1-1701 (566 amino acids)
Biological process (GO): CTP biosynthetic process; pyrimidine nucleobase biosynthetic process
Cellular component (GO): cytoophidium; cytoplasm
Molecular function (GO): CTP synthase activity; identical protein binding
Source: RefSeq, a predicted model, not a curated record
AUGUGCGUUGCAGGUGAACAAGACGAAAGUGAGAUGUUUCAGCGGGAAACGGAAACACAUAGUGCCCUCAUUGACGAAUACACUGAAAAUAAUUUAGGUGAAGUAUAUGUUCUGGAUGAUGGUGGAGAAGUAGAUCUUGAUUUAGGAAAUUAUGAGAGAUUUUUAGAUAUAACAUUGCACAAAGAUAAUAACAUAACAACUGGAAAAAUUUAUCAAUCAGUUAUUGAGAAAGAGAGACGUGGAGAAUAUUUAGGCAAGACUGUGCAAGUUGUGCCACAUAUAACUGACGCUAUUCAAGAAUGGGUUGUUCGAGUUGCUAAACAGUCAGUUUCUGUAGAUGGCAAUGAACCAGAGGUUUGUAUUAUCGAACUCGGUGGGACCAUUGGAGAUAUCGAAGGAAUGCCCUUUGUCGAAGCUUUUAGGCAGUUUCAGUUUCGUGUAAAAAAAGAAAAUUUUUGCUGCGCUCAUGUAUCGCUCAUACCACAGCCAAAAUCUGCAGGUGAGCCGAAAACAAAACCAACUCAAUCAAGUGUGAGAGAAUUACGUGGUCUUGGCCUAUCACCAGAUCUCAUUAUUUGUAGAUCUGAAAAUCCUAUCGGUGAUGGAAUCAAAGAAAAAAUUUCCAAUUUUUGUCAUGUUCCACCAGAACAGGUUAUAACGAUUCAUGAUCUUUCGUCAAUUUAUCGUGUGCCUCUAUUAAUGGAAAAUCAGGGCAUAGUACCUUUCUUAAUUGAAAGAUUGCAGUUGAACGUGUCAAUGCCAAAUCCACGAACUUUCAUGCGUAAAUGGCGUGAUCUUGCAGAACGUGUUGAUCAUCUUAGAAAGAAAGUAGUUAUAGCAUUAGUUGGAAAAUACACCAAACUUGAAGAUUCAUAUGCUUCAAUUACAAAAGCUCUGCAACAUGCUUCUAUAGAAGUAGGAUAUAAGUUAGAGCUAAAGUACAUUGAAGCCUGCAAUUUAGAAAAAGCCAAAUUGCAAUCAGAUCCAGUAAUCUAUUAUGAAGCCUGGCAGCAAUUAUGCAAAUGCGAUGGAGUUAUUGUGCCAGGUGGUUUUGGAAAGAGAGGUUUAGAAGGAAAAAUAGAAGCAUGUAAAUGGUGCAGAACUAACAACAAACCCUUUCUUGGAAUAUGUUUAGGAUUGCAAACUGCUGUAAUAGAAUUUGCACGCAAUGUAUUAAGUUUAAGUAAUGCAAAUAGCACAGAAAUUGACAGUGAAACAGAGAAUCCUGUUGUUAUUGAUAUGCCAGAACAUAACCCAGGGCAAAUGGGUGGGACAAUGAGACUGGGAAAAAGAGCAACUUGUUUUACGGGAGGAAAUUCUAUUAUUCAGCAAUUAUAUGACAAUAAAGAAACCAUUGAAGAACGUCAUCGGCAUCGAUAUGAAGUUAAUACUAAAUAUAAACCUGAUCUAGAGGCAGCUGGAAUGAAAUUUGUUGGUCACGAUGAAAAUUUGGAGAGAAUGGAAAUCAUGGAAUUAGAAGGACAUCCUUUCUACGUCGCUACUCAGUUUCAUCCAGAGUACUUAUCGCGGCCAUUAGAACCCUCUCCGCCAUUCCUAGGGUUAAUUUUAGCCAGUGUAGGAAAACUAAAAUCCUAUUUAUCUAAGGGAUGUAAACUUUCUCCACAAUUAAGUGAAAAUGAAUACGAUGAUGAACUACCCGUUGCAACUACAAACUUGAAAACAGUAAACAGGACAUUAUAAUUUUAAGAAAAUAUCAUUCACAGUAGUAAUUUAGAAGAUUGAAUAAGUUUUAAUCUUAAGAAAGAAAAAUUAAAUUCACGUAAAAUUUAUGUAUAAUCAGUAGAAAGCAGACGAUUUCAAUCUUAACUUAGAUACAUUAAUCAUCUCUCUUAAUCUCUUCCGUACAUUUUUCUGAAGAGGAACAAACAAAAACUCCUCUUAUUUUUCUAUAAUUACAAACAUUUUAUGUAUUCUUACAAACUAUUUUUUUACUUCUUUUCAAAUAAAAGCAUAAUUUAAUGGCAUAUCAUUACGCGAGAUUCAAAUGAUAUAUGUAUAACAAUGUUUCGACUACCGACGAAUUUUAGUCGUUCUCAAUGUACAAUGCAUCCGGAUAUUUUCUACUCGACUUUUUUAGUGACAGACAAUUUUUACAUGCAUACUGUGUGCGUAACUCAAGGGGAUAUUUACACCCCCGAGAUAUUUACCGAAUAGUGUAUGUAUGUAAUUUAAGAUAUUGUAAUGAGAUGAGUUUUAAAGAAAACUUUCUCACUACCCGAGUCAUAACUGUAUAUACAUACAAUUUGUAAGUACACCUCAUUUUGUAAUGCAUUACAAUAUUUUUUGUUUAUGCAAAUGAUUAAAAGUUUUCCAACAUAUUUUCUACCAUAUUUUGAUUAAAAACAUUCACGAAGUGAAUAAUAGUUAUAUAUAUAUGUAUGUUAUAUUAUAAACAAUGUUAAAUAUGUACCAUUUUAAAAGUAAAUUGUCAAAUUUGAAUAUA